AAUUUUUUCAACUUUUACACCGAUUUUCGUCCAAUUUGGACCGCGCGCGUGCCGUCGGCGGCGGCGGCACAGCUCUCGUGCGAUGCCCUGAAGGUGCUACUGGGACAGCUCCUUCCCUGGCCACCUUGCGGCGCCGCUGCCGACCCACGACGCCUACUGCAUCGUGACAUUUAACGUUGGGCUUCAGCGAAUGGCGACGCUCGUGCAGUCGAAGCCGUGUCAAAAGCAUCUCGGCAUGAGGUGACGUGCUGCUGCUAGCGUACGCUACUUGGAGCGCCCUUGUCGUACAAGUGCGCGUCGACGAGGUAUGUCGCCGCGCGCGCGCACGUUCGCAGGACAUGGCGGCCACCGACUCAGGAACUGGAACGAUCCACACACUGCAAAGACGUCGUGAGGUCCCGCCGCCAGUUGUGUCGACGAUUGCGGUGGAGGACGCUUUCUGUCGCCACACCGCCGCUUGAGAUUGCCAGCGCUUUCUGCGCUCUUGUCCAUGCCGUGGUGCGCGCCAACGUCACUUGGACGCGUGUUGAAACGCCUGGAAGAGGCGAAAUCGACCCAACUUGGCGGCCUGUCGUUGGCCAUCGCCACGUCCGCGUCAUCCUCGUGGCCGCCGAACCAGAGCUGCCCCAUCGAUGGCGCGGACAACUCGAACGCUUUCGGAGCACGGGGCCACAAACCCCUUCGACCACUGACGCGCGCAGGGUUCCGUCAAGCCUGCGUAGUCCGCGGAUAGGCGAAGGUUGGUGGGGGCGAUGGCGGCAUCGAUGAAAGGUCCGCGCGACGGUGCCUAGAUUGUUGUGGCGGAGCAGGCCGUUGCUCGGUGCUUUGAACAACAACACGCUCUGCGGCUCUGCGCAGUCAGAGGAUGGCACGCAUGGAUCGACGCUGGCACGUUGCAGCGGCCGCACUUGCGUUGGGUGUGUUGUCAUAAUCACGUCGUCGUCGCCAGACGGGGAUAUCCACUUUGAGCACUGCCACUUGCUUGCCAGUGGGCGUGCGACGACGUCGGGCUCUUGUCGCCGCCAGCACACUCCCACCUGCGCUGUGAUCGAUACACCUCGGCGAACGAUGGAGCGAGCGAGUCUACCACGUCAUUGUGCUGUACGAGCGCUUGUCCACCUGGAUAGGCGGUGCCACGUGGACGUCCGCCACUCUCGUCUUGGACGGCGGUGAUACUGGCCCAUCCAUCUUCAUCUUGCGACCGUCCCAUGCGGCGGUGGCCGGCGAUUAUUCGAAACUAGAACCGAGCGUCGCAUCCUGUCGUUGUCAUUGCAUUCGAGUCACGGAGCCAGCGCUCGAGUCCGUCCGCCACCACUGCCAAUUGUCUGAAGGACGACCGCGCUUUCGCAUGUCCCGAUCAUCCAGCGAACGUUCCCCUCCGACCAGAGUCGACGGAGCCGCCGACGAAAUGCACGUGCUAGCCACACGAUCGUGACGGCGUCGACAGUUGCAUGCACCUGUUGGACUCGCUUCUCUCGUUCGAAAAGUCGUCGUGGAAAUGUUCGACGCGGCGUCGAUUGGCCGGGACGAGUCGUCGGGUCCCGUUGGGGUCGUCGUCGGUCCAAAGCGCGCUUUCGUCCUACGAUUGUUCGACGCCACCAACCGUCGCGCCGCCGACGACUCGGUGCCUUCAUUUCAUCUUUUCGCCGAGCGCGAUGCAGCACUCGGGCCGCGACUUGGAUCUCCAGGAGCGUGUGUCGUAUAUCCAGUCAGCCACCAAGGACAUCGACGCCAAGGGCUACGAUGAAGCCAAGACCCCCGGACAGCUCGAAGACGGCGCGCUUGUCGCGGGUGGCGCCCUCGACCUCUUCUCCCGCGAAGCGUUUGGUUUGUUCACCCAGUAUGCGGCGAUCGGGGUUCUCCUUGGCAUGAUCCCGGCCUUCAACUACCCCAUCUUCAACGUGUACCUGCAGCUCGAGGGGUACCAGACCGCGUCGUACUCGACGUUGGUGACGCUCGGGUGGUCGUUCAAAGUGUUUAUGGGAAUGUUCUCCGACUGCUUUCCGAUCUUUGGGUACCGCCGCAAGUCGUGGAUGUUGAUCGGGUGGACGGCGACCAUGAUCUGCUUGGCCAUCAUGACGUUUUCGUCGCUGGGCGACCCGUACUGCAACCGGGAAAAGGCGGCCGCGCGCAACUCGAAGGCGUGCUCCAAGCCGUACUCGAACGCGUCGGCGAGCGACCUGGACUUGUUCAACUUGGCAGCGCCGGACAACGGCGGCCUGUUUAUCAUUUUGUCCAUGUUUGUGUCGCUGGGGUACGUGACGGCUGCGUGUGCAUCGGACGCGAUGGUCGUGCAGUAUGCGCAGCGCGAGCCCCUGGCCGUGCGUGGCCGCGUGCAGACGGCCAUCUACGUCGUGCGCACGAUGGCGGGAAUCAUCGCGUUGAUCGUGACGGGCUUUGGGCUGAACGGCGCCAACUACAACGGGUCGUUCUCGUUCUCGAUGGCGCCCAACGUCCCGUACGGCAUUUGCUUGAUUCCGUGCGUGAUUGUGGUGCUCUCGACGAUCUUUGUGGUCCAAGAAACCAAGACGCCCGGCGUCCCGGUCCGCGAGUGGGCCGGCAACUUUUGGGAGCUGCUCCAGAAGCGCGUGAUGUGGCAGAUCUGCGCGUUCCGGUUCAUCAACAACAUGUUCCAGAACAUCGGGUCGACGGCGGGCAGUCCCAUGUCGAGCAUCUGGGCCGAAGUCGAGCCGUUGAACGACUCGUUGUCGUCGAUCAUCGGGAACGCCAUCUUUUCUGGCAUCCUCGUCGCGGUCGGCAAGUGGGGUCUGCACUGGAACUGGCGGUGGGCCAUCGCGCUCAGCUCCAUCGGGGUCAUCUUGGUCGACGGGUUUGUCGUGUUCCUCACGAUCUGGGACGUGGUGCGCAACCAGUGGUUCUUCACGGGCGUCGCGCUCGCCGACAACGUGCCGGGCGGCGUGCGCUUCAUCGUGGCGACGUACUGCGCCGUCGAGAUCGCGGACGUCGGCAACGAAGGCGCGACGUACGGCCUCGUCACGACCGUGUCCAACUUGGCGUCGCCGUUCGCGUCCGUCAUCUACAAGGUCAUCGACUCGUACUUUUUGCUAUCGCAGGACGACCUCAAGGCCGACACGACCGACGUCCGAUGGGACGUCACGUACUCGUUCUUCAUCUCGUAUGGCGCCAAGCUGUUUGCGUUGGUGUGGCUGUGGAUGCUGCCGCCCCAGCGGACGCAGAUGCAAGAGCUCAAGAAGAAGGGCGGCAAGAGCAAGUUCGCCGGCAUCCUCCUCAUCGUGGUCUUUGUUUCGUGCCUGGCGUUCUCGGUCGUGUCCAGCAUCAUGUCGAUCUAUCCGUCGACCAAGUGCCACCGCAUCGCGGGCGGCAACGGCAAGUACGACGCCAACGGCAAGUGCCCUGCAGUCGCGGCCAAGAAGGGUUGA
Messenger RNA from Aphanomyces invadans, 3401 nucleotides. RefSeq lists its product as hypothetical. The coding region runs from base 1452 to 3401 and encodes 649 amino acids. The transcript has a single exon. NCBI's taxonomy places the organism in Eukaryota, Oomycota, Saprolegniomycetes, Saprolegniales, Verrucalvaceae. The record is from RefSeq and is a predicted model, not a curated record.